Molecule: messenger RNA, 1383 nt
Organism: Eimeria tenella
Lineage: Eukaryota; Apicomplexa; Conoidasida; Eucoccidiorida; Eimeriidae
Product: YALI0F04037p, related
Exons: 11
Coding region: 1-1383 (460 amino acids)
Biological process (GO): intracellular mRNA localization
Cellular component (GO): nuclear outer membrane-endoplasmic reticulum membrane network; ribonucleoprotein complex; endoplasmic reticulum
Molecular function (GO): mRNA binding
Source: RefSeq, a predicted model, not a curated record
AUGGCCGGCAAAGUGGACAAGUCGAAGAAGCUGGAGCCUGUGCCGAAGCCGGACGAGAAGCUCUACCGGGAUCGCAUUCAGGCUGAGACGGCCGCCAUUGACGAGUUGCGCGCCAAAAUCAAUGAGCUGCAGCAAAAGAUUUCCGCCGUGAUUGGCGGGCGGGAGGAGUACAACAUGGAGAAGCAAAACAGGCAGGCUCGUCUGGACGCGUUGCAGAAAGAAAUCGACCAACUCGAGGAGCAGCGCAAAGUCUUGUUCGAGAAGAUCCAGUCGAAGCAGAAGGAGGGCGCGGAAAUGAAACAAUCCGCAACGGACCUGCGCCGCAAGAUCGGCUUCGCGUCCGUGGAGGACAUCGACCAGAAGAUCGCGGCGCUCGAACACAACAUGAUGACUUCUACUCUUUCUUUGAAAGAAGAAAAGCAGUUUUUGGAAGAAAUAAAACGUUUGAAGAGCAGCAAGCCGCUGCUUUCCAAGUACCAGGCGCUGGAGCAGAGCGCCAGCAGCCUGGAGGACACCUCCGUGGUGCCUCUGAGAGCAAUGCUGGACGAAGUGCGCACGAAGCUGCUGGAGCUCCGCACGCAGAAGCGCGAGGAGAGCCAGAAGUACAAGGAGCUUUUGGAAAGAAGGCAAAAGGCCACAGCCCCGGGGCGCGAAAUGAUUGAAGAGAGAGAACGGCUUUCUGCAGAAAUGAAUAAACAUUUUGUGAAUAUGCAGAAGCACCAGGCGUACAUGCAGCAAGUAAAGCGGGAGCGCGGGCUGAAGCUGCGGGAGGAGCGCGAGCGCCGCAACUUGGAGAACGAACGCAUGCAACUCUCCCGAGAUCUCGAAAGAGUCGAGUCCGAACUUCCUUUCGAAGCUGAGUGUUUGCUGCUUUCGCAAACAAUUCAAUUUUUGCAAAAAAUCCUCGAAGAGCCCGCGAGCAGCAGCACCGAAAAAGGGCCUGCGGAGGAGCCCGUGGACGAGAAGCUGGCGGGGGCCCUGCUGCCGAAGAGCCAGCGCAAAGAAGUUUUCUUUUAUGCGCCGAAGACUAAGGGAAAACAGCCGAAGGAUUUGGAGCGGAAGAAGGAAAGGCCCAAGACCCUCAAGUACGACGUGGGCACUCUGGCUUACUUCGAGCAGUGCGGCCUGACUGCGCCAGUUCUGAUGGAAGAAGUUCCGACUUGUUUGGAAAAACUGGAAGCAAAACUGAAAAACUUCAAAGAAUUGCAGCACGAAAGUGCACAAAAGGUCGACGAGCGGAAGGCGGAAAUCCUGGCGAAGAUCCAAACUGUCAACGAAAAGAUAACAGCGCUGAUGAAGAAAGAAGAAAAAGCUCAAGACGAUCGCGAGGGAGAAACGGCAGCAGAUGGAUCGCCGACAGCCGAAGAGGCCGACGACGAGUGA